Cercopithifilaria johnstoni is the source of this 282-nucleotide messenger RNA. The record is from the annotation of a GenBank genome assembly. Lineage: Eukaryota; Metazoa; Nematoda; Chromadorea; Rhabditida; Onchocercidae.
AUGGAUAGGAUAAAACAUAAAUUAAGCAAUGUAUUAGCAACAAAAGCUGCUACCUAUGAUAAUGCAUAUCAUGAACGAAAAAGACAAAAAAUUACCGAAGAUUUGAUAUGGGAAAAACUAAAUGAAUCAGGUCUUGGUAAAUAUGUUAAUUUGCUAAAAGAUGAAGAAGUUGAUAAGGGAACAUUCCUGGCAUUAACAAACAAUGAUCUCAUUGAUAUUGGUAUCACUGAUGUAUCACAUCGAAAUGCUCUACUUAGAAUUGCUAAAAGUUUAAGAUAUUGA